Lindgomyces ingoldianus is the source of this 1665-nucleotide messenger RNA. RefSeq names its product general substrate transporter. Gene Ontology annotation, cellular component: membrane. The record is from RefSeq and is a predicted model, not a curated record. NCBI's taxonomy places the organism in Eukaryota, Fungi, Ascomycota, Dothideomycetes, Pleosporales, Lindgomycetaceae. Gene Ontology annotation, biological process: carbohydrate transport; transmembrane transport. The transcript has 4 exons. Bases 1 to 1665 code for a protein of 554 amino acids. Gene Ontology annotation, molecular function: carbohydrate:proton symporter activity.
AUGUCUACAGAGCAGAAGGGUGAUGUCGGCGUCACCCAAGCUGAGCAUCGAGGGAGCGCCACGGCUAUUCGACAAGUGCAAAAUGUUGCUUUGGCUGAUGCCACGGCGAAAGCCCAGGUGUCUCCAUGGACACCAGCAAUGUUCAAGCUCUAUCUGUGUUUGCUAAUUGCGACACUCAAUUCAUGCAUCAACGGUUACGAUGGUUCCUUGAUGGGCGCAAUCAACAGCUACCCGCAAUACCGAACUUACUUUGGCUUUUCCCUCACUGAGGGUACUCCAAGUACUGGCAUUGUUUACGCAAUAUACACGGUUGGUAACAUUGUUGGUUCCUUCGCUGCUGGCCCCGCAACCGAUUUCAAGGGUAGAAAAUGGGGCAUGUUCAUCGGCUGUCUCAUCAUCGUCAUUGGCACAUGCGUGCAGGCAACAUGCCACAAUUUGGGUGGAUUCAUGGGCGGUCGAUUCAUCCUUGGAUUUGGUGUUGCUAUUACAUCUACUGCAGGCCCCGCAUACGCAUCAGAAAUGGCUCAUCCUGCCUAUCGAGGUGUUCUAACCGGUAUCUUCAACACCUUCUGGUUCGUUGGAGGCAUUCCUGGAACCUUCGUCCCAUAUGGGACUUCAACAAUGGCCGGAACGGUGUCCUGGAGAAUUCCCAUUUGGCUUCAGAUGGUCUUCUCUGGUGUCGUCUUGUUUUGUGCUCCUUUCCUUCCAGAGACCCCUCGUUGGCUAAUCGCGAACGACCGUCACGAAGAAGCCCUUAACACCAUGGCCCGAUUUCACGGCGAAGGGAGCCGCGACUCGCCCAUUGUGCAACUCGAAUACAAAGAGAUGGUAGAAGACAUAUCCGUGACGGGCUCCGACAAGCGUUGGUGGGAUUACCGUGAGCUGUUCAAUUCGCGCGAGCAGCGCUACCGAACAAUGCUUGUCUUGUCUAUGGGUUUCUUUGGGCAAUGGAGCGGCAAUGGGCCAGUUUCAUACUAUUAUCCAGCUAUGUUGCAAGGUGCUGGAAUCACGAAUAACCAUACCCGUCUAUUACUUAAUGGCCUUCAGAACGUAGUAUCGUUCGCAGGAGCCAUAUUUGGUGCCUUGUACACCGAUAAAUGGGGACGACGACCCCAACUCCUCGUCUCUACUGGCAUCGUUGUCGGCAUUUUCGUUCUUGUCUGCGCUCUUGUGGCAACCAACGUUAUCAACGGACCAGAUGGCAAGCCUAAGCUCGACGACAGCGGCACUCCUCUCAUCAAGCGUUCUGGGCAAGCUAAAGCUGUCAUCGCACUCAUUUUCAUCUUCGGUUUCGUCUUCUCGGCUGGCUAUACUCCAUUGCAGCAAUUAUAUCCAGUCGAGUGUCUGCGAUAUGAGUCGCGAGCGAAGGGCAUGGCUUUCUACAACUUCUGGGUCAACAUUGCAGGCUUCUACAACACUUUCGUGACAGGCAUUGCUUUCUCGGGGGCCGGGUGGAAAUACUACUUCCUCUUCAUCUUCUGGGACAUCUUCGAAUUCGUCUUCAUCUACUUCUUCUACGUCGAAACGCGUCGCCGCACCUUAGAAGAACUCUCCGAGAUCUUCAGGAGCCGCACACCCGUCAAAACAAGUCUCAACAAGACCCAAAUUGUCAUGCACGGCAGCGAAGGUGUCACCGAGGUCUUGGAAAAAGAGACCACUGCUUGA